AUGGAUCGAGUCAAGAAGUUCAAGUGCCACCAAUGCAAUAGGCCAUUUCGAUGUGAUGAAUGUGGCAGAAGCUUUGGACGAGGUGAUGUCCUUGGCCGACACAAGAGGCUCCAUGCCCGUUCUCGAGCAAAUGCCUCCUCAGAUGCAGCACAAUCAGUGGGCGGCACCAACGAGGGCAAUCUACCCAGUCCCAAAGGAUCUGCACUGAGUCUUCUAGGCAUGUCUUCAUUCGAGCAGUCUCCAUUGUCCGGGAAUCAGCAACUGCUCGGCUCUGACAACCUAUUGGAUUGGUUUAUGCCCGACUUUUGGGGCCCAUCGGCCAUCCCACUGCCAUUUACAGAGCUUCCGAGUCAACCGCAUCUGCAAAUAUCCAAUGGUCCGAACAUCCUAUCGGCAGAGGACCCCGGAGCUUCUCAACAAGAACCUGGAAAGAUAGCCAUGCAGCAAAGCUACAAUUUGAUAGAAGAUCUGUCAAAACGCUUGAACUCGGAAUUGCAUAGCUCGGGGAUCACAUCCGCCUUCCUCGACGCAUGCUUGCAGCAAUUCUUCGAGUGGCUUUCGCCAUGCUUUCCCGUCAUACAUGAACCAACAUUUUCAACACGUGAAACCAUCCCACCGCUCCUGCUGAACAUGGUAGCCCUCGGCUCCUUAUUCGUAUGCCAACCAGAUUCAUCUCAGAAAGGAGAGAUGCUCUGGCGCCUCGGCCAUACCGCGGUAGCUACCUCCUGGCAGACGCUAAGUAGCCUGCGGGGGCCGCGAGAUGCUUGCGACGGUGUUCAAUUGGUUAUGACGGCGCUCCUAGGGCAAUUAUUUGCACUACUAUCGAGCAACGAAAGCAUCCGAACAACUGCAUUUGUAUGGCAUGGACUUGGCUUCUACUGGGCGCGGACAUCUGGCAUGUACGCCGCAGAAGAUAUGCAACAAUACGAUAUUCCAGGACGAGAUGCCCCAGACUCGACAAAGCACGCGGCAUGGUUGACAUGGGCGGCCAUUGAAACUAAACGACGCGCAAUCCUAGGCCACUAUAUACUCGAUGGCCUAAUCUCACAAGCUUCAGGUUCCCCGGCCAGCACUCGUCACCUAAUAAAUUCCAUCAAAACCGCUUGCCCUGAUGCUGCCUUCCUCGCAAAGAGCGCAGACGACUGGAUCAUCGAAAUGGAGAAAUCAAGCCCAACUCAACGUCCCUUCAGCAAAGUGUUUGUCUCCGUCUUCUCACCAGAUUACCCGAGUUCCUCCCCACCACGUCUUUCGGCCUUCUCAACCCUUGUCACCCUAGAGGGUCUACAAUCCCUCAUAUCCGACCUGCACGAAACCACCGGACCAGUUUUCGGCGCAAUCUCAGAAAGGCAAAUCAUCCAAGCUUUGCUGAACAUAUACGACACAAAUAUCAGUAAAGAAUCACCCCUCCAUGACAACAACUUCCAACUCACCCUAAGAUGGCACACCAUUUGUCUCGAACUAGCCGUUUCUUCAGCUUCCUUAUGUCGAAGGAUAUGUCACGCAUAUGGUUUACAGCAGCCCCUCGGAGGAAUGGCCACCAAGGAAGACCAGCUGUCAUUUGAUCUGAACCAAUGGACUAGAAGCGCUAGUGCUGCCAGGGCAGUUCUACAUGCACUUGCUAUUACUCGAAUCGUCAGUCAGAUUCCGUUCAAGUCAGCUCAUGCACCUCAUAUCCCAGCUGCUAUAUAUGCGUCGGCAGUUGUGAUGGGUGGAUGGUGUUUAUCCCGCGAAGAGACGAUCCAUGUCGGGCCAAACACUCCAUGGCAUGAUAUAUGGCGUGAGGGACAUGACAUCAACCAGUUUCUCCGAAACGAAGAUCCCGACGGGACCAAAGUUCAACUGCUCAACGAGAUGAACUUUCUCCAGAUCAGUCUGAAAACUAUCACGUCGCGGUGGAGCGUGUCUCAUUCAAUGGCAGAAACAAUUCAACAAAUAGCCACCUUGGCUCGACAAUAUCAUUGA
This is a messenger RNA of Aspergillus vadensis CBS 113365, 1962 nucleotides long. RefSeq lists its product as uncharacterized. The transcript has 2 exons. Gene Ontology annotation, cellular component: chromatin. NCBI's taxonomy places the organism in Eukaryota, Fungi, Ascomycota, Eurotiomycetes, Eurotiales, Aspergillaceae. Gene Ontology annotation, molecular function: DNA-binding transcription factor activity, RNA polymerase II-specific; zinc ion binding; RNA polymerase II cis-regulatory region sequence-specific DNA binding. The coding region runs from base 1 to 1962 and encodes 653 amino acids. Gene Ontology annotation, biological process: DNA-templated transcription; regulation of transcription by RNA polymerase II. The record is from RefSeq and is a predicted model, not a curated record.